Trichoplusia ni (cabbage looper) is the source of this 2218-nucleotide messenger RNA. Its product is annotated as zinc finger protein 37-like. The coding region runs from base 657 to 2003 and encodes 448 amino acids. The transcript is spliced from 8 exons. The record is from RefSeq and is a predicted model, not a curated record. Gene Ontology annotation, cellular component: nucleus. Gene Ontology annotation, molecular function: zinc ion binding. NCBI's taxonomy places the organism in Eukaryota, Metazoa, Arthropoda, Insecta, Lepidoptera, Noctuidae.
AACUAUCUUGUAGGUACCUACUAUGCAACACUCACGUGUCAUUCGUCAGAUUUAUCUAUGUGAUUGUAACAUAACAAAGAUUUUAAUCUAAAACAAUUACGUACGAACGUUUUCUGUUUUAUCGUAACGUAUGUCCGGCAUAGACAACAGGCAGUAUAAAUUCACAUUGUUUGAGGAAUCACUACGAUAAUGAUAUCUCGUGCAAUAUGAACGUUAAUCGUUAAGUGUCCGAUUAGGAGAAUACAAAAUUCCUAGAACACUAUACUUCCUUACAAGCCUUUCCUGACGUAAAACACGAUAGGUAGUUUUAAUGAAAUUAUUACUAACUGGCAUUUAUUAUUUUAUUUAAAAUGUAAAACUGAAAUUCACAUAUUGGCAGAAAUAUUGAGUCUAACUGUUAGCAACCCUGAUAACGUCAAAAUUUAUGCAGAAUGCAGUUAGUUUACAAAGAUAGUAUACGCAAGAAUCAAAACAUUUGACAAAAUGUAAUCAGAAUAACAAAACUAAUUAGAUUAUUUUUAUGUGAACUAAAUAUAAUUAUGUUUUUAUCUUGAAUGUGAUAGAUUUACAACUUUUUAGAAUCCAGGCUGGAAUUCAAGGGAUGCCUUGAGAUGUUUUAUUUAGCUGAUAGCCAUCUUUUAAACGGUCCUCCUUAAAUGUCAUUCGACUAUAUACAAAGUAGUUUUAUGUUUGUAAAUAUAAAAUUACUAAAAAUGUCCUUAUGUAGGACGUGCUUAUCUAAAAAUGAUCUGAAACCGAUAUUUUCGGAUAACAAUAAUGUAAUUUUACGUAGCGAACAACUUUAUUUAGUUAGCGGCAUCAAGAUAGAGCUAAAUGAUGGACUUCCCCAAUUAAUAUGUAUCUCAUGUACGAAUCUAGUCAAUUCAGCAUUAAAAUUCAGACAACAAAGUUCAAUAGCAGAAGAAACAUUGAAAAACACUAUAACUACAAUUAAAAUAGAAACGGAUCAAAGUUGCAAAUAUUCAAAUGACAAAAAUCCCACACAGAUUAUAAAAAAUAAUAGAAAAAGCAUUGACAGCAAGGAGGUUGCAACCAAAAAGUCUAAAAUUAAAAAAUUGACUGACAGAAAAAAGUUUUCUGCAAAAAAGUUUGAACAAGCAAAUGAUUAUAAAUAUUCAGUUUUCAUUCAAGAUUUUGAGUCCAGUAAUGAUUCAGAUUUUAUAAAUAACUUGUCUGUUGAUGAAGAGAAUCUUCAAAGCGAUGAUGAGUCUCAAAAAGCAUGUAUAGAAGACUAUGAGUCAGCCGAUAGCUGUGAUUUUAAUUUUAGUCUGACACACCCAGAUGUGAAGGUACAUUGGGAUGUGAAGGAGAAAGAGUUAUUGAAGAAAGAGGAGAGGAAAUUGAUAAAUAAGGAACAAGAUGAGAAGUUAUUAUCACUAGCGGUAACCCCAAAUGAUAGCAGAGGUCCAAUAAAAUGCAGUUUAUGUAGCAAAGUGUUGAGAAACCUGCAGAACUUCAAAUGCCAUGCGAAGACACAUUUUGCACCCCAACAUGCUUGCGAGGAAUGUGGUAAAAAAUUCGUGACCCCAAGUCACAUGCGCUACCAUCAACAAAGAGUCCACGGGAGGAGGAAGAGGCUCGCCUGCAGUACGUGCAGCUAUAGGGCUGUCGACCCACUGCAGUUGCAGAAUCAUGAACGCGCCGAGCACACCGGGGAGAGGCCAUACGUAUGCGACGUAUGCGGGGACUCGUUCCGCAUGCGUGCGAACAUAGCUCAGCAUAUGCGGAAACAUUUCGGUGUGAGGAAUCUACAAUGCGAUCGCUGCCCGUCCAUGUUCCGCAGCCGCUCAGAGUUGACGGGCCAUCAGAAUAGAGUGCACUACUUGAGUUACACUUAUCUUUGCUACUUGUGUACUGAAACCUACAAGAGACCAGCCUCAGUGAAGAAGCACCUUCUGAACGUCCACGGAGUGCCGAGACCGCAGCAACUACCUAUCAAAUGUAUUAAGACCAGUAAAAGAAGCAGUGAAAAUAGUGAAUGAAGAUUACAAUUUAUUGCAAAUAAAUAUUUCAAAUGUGUAUGUACCUACAUAUAUUUGUAUAAAGCGUAUCCUUAUACGCUGUCUGUGUGUUCGUGUGUCACCAAGCUAUAUCUUAAGAAUAUAGGUGACAGCUAGCCCGGGUUUCAUCUCAUGAACUUACGUGAAUAAAAAGAGAUACAAAUAAUAAAAAUGUAUUUGUUACCAAAAUAUUUGUG